AUGCAUUUAGGCUGCCAUAUCACUAUCUUUGCUCGUCGACAACAAAAGCUUGAUGAGGCAAAGUCAGAAGUCCUUGCAGCGAGACGACAUGAGAAGCAAGAAGUAAAAACACAGUCCUUGGACCUGACUGACGCAACUGCGAUUUCAGAGACAUUCAAGGCGCAACCUCGUCUACCUGAUAUCUUGUAUUGCGUAGCGGGCGGGACUACGAAUGAGCUAGGCUUUUUGGUCGAUCUGAGUCCCGACACUAUUUCACGAUGCAUGACCAAUAACUAUCUCACGAGUGCAUAUCCAGCUCAGGCAAUUUUGAAACUGUGGACUGAGGAUGAUAAAAGCUUUCAACCUCCGUCGGGUCGAAAAAGUCGUCCCAAAACUCGACAACUGGUUUUCGUGAGCAGUGCAGCUGCUUUUAUCGCUCUUCCAGGUUAUACAGUGUACACGCCUGCGAAAUGUGCUGUCCGAGCCCUCGCCGAUGGUCUGCGGACUGAGUUGAUGCGAUACUCAGGUCCAGCAUCGCAAUACUCUGUGCAUAUUGCUUUCCCCUCGAAUUUCAUUUCUCCUUCAUUUGUCGAUGAGCAGAAAACAAAGCCCCAGCUCACAAAGGAACUUGAAGGGACGACGGCGCCGCUAUCUGAGCUGUCGGGAAAAAUCCACUCCGCGAAAGAUGUCGCCGAUGCAAUCAUAGCGGCAGUCGAUAAGAAAGAUUUCAUUAUUUGUAGCGAGUUAGAAGCAGCCUUGCUUUUUGGUGCCAUGAAUGGCAUUGUACCCAGACGAGGGUUUGGCGUUAUGGACUCAUUGAUUGCCAUGGUUCAAGUUAUUGUUGGACCUCUUGUCAGACGGUGGCUAGAUUAUAAGUGUUCCAGCGACUCUGCAUUAUCGGAAACACGCGCGCGAUAG
Messenger RNA from Penicillium macrosclerotiorum, 897 nucleotides. RefSeq lists its product as uncharacterized. Gene Ontology annotation, molecular function: 3-dehydrosphinganine reductase activity. Gene Ontology annotation, biological process: sphingolipid biosynthetic process. Gene Ontology annotation, cellular component: endoplasmic reticulum membrane. The record is from RefSeq and is a predicted model, not a curated record. The transcript has 3 exons. Bases 1 to 897 code for a protein of 298 amino acids. Lineage: Eukaryota; Fungi; Ascomycota; Eurotiomycetes; Eurotiales; Aspergillaceae.